CGCGCGCAGGGCUGUUUGGGGGCGCUUGAGGCGCACAAUCCGGGGCAGGCGGAACCUUAGUCCUCAGUCCCGCGUUUCCCGCGACUCCGCUCUCACCGCUACACUACCACAUAGACGGCCUCCUUCCCCCCACCCCCGGGGGCCCAUGCCAGUGCCGGGCUCCGGAGUUCGGGACUGCUAAUUUCAGCGAAACGAUUAAGAGACUCCCGAACAGCGGACGACACUCCCUCUCCUCCGGCAGGGAAAGGUGUCCAGCGUAGCGUCUCCCACGCUUCCCCGCCAGCCCAGAGCAGGCCCCACAAAAGCUCACGCCGCCGGCGCGCGUGCCGCCCCGCCCCCACGGCCAGUAGCCAGCCGCGCCCCGCGCUCGCCCGCCCCCGCCUCCCUGGCCCUCGACCCUCGUUCCGUUGGAGGGGCCUCAGGCGAGCACUAGCGAGCCGUUGGCCGGAGGGAAGCCGGAGGAGACAAGGUCGACUGGGCAGAGCGGCAGAGGGUCGGGGAGCCUGCUCUGCACGCCCAGGGAGUAGAAGCGGGCAGGGAGCAGGGUUACGUGAGGGAGCGCGCCGCGACUGAGCUUGGGUCCGACUGGAGCUCAGGCUCAGGACCCAGACUGGUGGGCCAGGCCUUCAAGCCGGCCUUACACCCGAUCCAAGGAGGACACACCGGACGCAGAGGGACGGAGCGAGCAAGGAGACAUGGCUUCAUCAUUCCUGCCCGCGGGGGCCACCACCGGCGACAGCGGUGGAGAGCUGAGCUCAGGGGACGACUCCGGGGAGGUGGAGUUCCCCCAUAGCCCUGAGAUCGAGGAGUCCAGUUGCCUGGCCGAGCUGUUUGAGAAGGCUGCCGCGCACCUGCAAGGCCUAAUUCAGGUGGCCAGCAGGGAGCAGCUUUUGUACCUGUAUGCCAGGUACAAACAGGUCAAAGUUGGAAAUUGCAAUACUCCUAAACCAAGCUUCUUUGAUUUUGAAGGAAAGCAAAAAUGGGAAGCAUGGAAAGCACUUGGUGAUUCAAGCCCCAGCCAAGCAAUGCAGGAAUAUAUUGCAGUAGUUAAAAAACUAGAUCCAGGUUGGAAUCCUCAGAUACCAGAGAAAAAAGGAAAAGAAGCAAAUACUGGUUUUGGUGGGCCAGUUAUUAGUUCUCUAUAUCAUGAAGAAACCAUCAGGGAAGAAGACAAAAAUAUAUUUGAUUACUGCAGGGAAAACAACAUUGACCAUAUAACCAAAGCCAUCAAAUCGAAAAAUGUGGAUGUGAAUGUGAAAGAUGAAGAGGGUAGGGCUCUACUUCACUGGGCCUGUGAUCGAGGACAUAAGGAACUAGUCACAGUCUUGCUGCAACAUAGAGCUGACAUUAACUGUCAGGACAAUGAAGGCCAAACAGCUCUACAUUAUGCCUCUGCCUGUGAGUUUCUGGAUAUUGUAGAGCUGCUGCUCCAGUCUGGUGCUGACCCCACUCUCCGAGACCAGGAUGGCUGCCUGCCGGAGGAGGUGACAGGCUGCAAAACAGUUUCUUUGGUGUUGCAGCGGCACACAACUGGCAAGGCUUAAUCAAAAGACUGGAAAACCACAGUCUGUAAUAGCAUAAGGUUUCCAUUAUGAAAGAAAACUACAAAAAUAAUACUUCUUUUUCUGCCCAUCUUUGGUAUGUAUUGGCUAAUAAAAUCAGUUCUGUGGAACUGGGA
Chlorocebus sabaeus (green monkey) is the source of this 1678-nucleotide messenger RNA. It is a transcript of the gene ACBD6, whose product is annotated as acyl-CoA binding domain containing 6. NCBI's taxonomy places the organism in Eukaryota, Metazoa, Chordata, Mammalia, Primates, Cercopithecidae. The record is from RefSeq and is a predicted model, not a curated record. Gene Ontology annotation, molecular function: fatty-acyl-CoA binding; protein binding.